This is a messenger RNA of Nicrophorus vespilloides, 2089 nucleotides long. It is a transcript of the gene Haspin, whose product is annotated as putative serine/threonine-protein kinase haspin homolog. The record is from RefSeq and is a predicted model, not a curated record. Gene Ontology annotation, cellular component: nucleus; cytoplasm. Bases 36 to 1844 code for a protein of 602 amino acids. The transcript is spliced from 7 exons. NCBI's taxonomy places the organism in Eukaryota, Metazoa, Arthropoda, Insecta, Coleoptera, Silphidae. Gene Ontology annotation, biological process: mitotic cell cycle; intracellular signal transduction; protein phosphorylation. Gene Ontology annotation, molecular function: ATP binding; histone H3T3 kinase activity.
UUGUUGCACGACGAAAACGAAUUUAUAAUAUAUCUAUGAUAAAUGAUUGCACGAACAACUCAGUGGAAAGUACAAAUAAUAUCUCUAAAAGCGGAUUACGAAAGGAUAGAUUCGUGUUUACGAGACGAAGAAAUGGAACUGCAAUGUCCAUGCCAAUAGAGAAUCCAUACGCUGAUGAUACAAAUCGAAAUCCUUUGGAUAUAGAUGUAGCUGAAAGUGUAUCUUCUGAUGUUACUAUCAAUAGCUUUGCAGAUGAUGAUCACUCAAAUGCAAAUGUUAUUAAUGUGGAAGAUAGUUCAGAUAGCAUUGUAGAACAGACCAUCAGUUUCAGUAACAUGGAAACUGAUCAGCUGCAAACAUCUGUGGUGAACACCACUAAAGAGUGUAAUACUCAAAUCUCCGAAGCAGAUGACAAAAUUGAUACAUUCUUGGUACCCAGACGAUUUAAAAUUAAGCCUGGAAAAUCCUGGCGACGAUCUAUGGCUUUCUUAAAAAGGUCUACGAUGGCUGUCGAUUUGAGUUCAAACAUUUCAAAUGAAAAUGUCCUGGGAUCGUUCAGCUUACGCAAACAACUGCUGGACGUGUCUGUUUGCAGACAAUCUGUUAUCAAGUUCAUCCCGAAAACAACAAGGACCAGCGACAGUGCAGAAAGCUUUCAAAACGAUGGUUAUGUACCUAACAACAAAACCACCAACGCCAGCGUCGUUCAUCCACCAUUGGCGAAUUCCAAACCGUUCACCGAGGAGACAGCUUUGGAUCAACUUCUGCAACUGUCGGUGAGGCACAGCAAGAGAUUUUCGCUACAUCCUCGAUUGGAGUUUAUCAGCGCCAGGGAUUUGGUCUUGAGAAGAUGCGAGCAGACUCAGCCUAUUCCGUUCGCGGAAUGUUUUCCGGACAGUCUACUGAAGAACUGCCACAAAAUUGGAGAGGGUGUUUAUGGGGAGGUGUUCCUCUACAGAAACAACAAGGCAGGGACAUCUGUUAUGAAAGUCAUCCCCAUACAAGGAGACCAGAUAGUUAAUGGGGAGAGACAGAAGAAAUUUGAGGAAAUUAUAUCUGAAAUUGUCAUUGCCCAAGAGUUGAGUGAUUUGAGGAACAGUAAGAAGAACUCAACAUCAUGUUUCAAUGAGGUAUACAAAAUACAUUGCGUGAAAGGCAAAUAUCCGGUGAAGCUUUUGGACCUUUGGGAUUUGUAUGAGGAGAGCAGAGGUUCAGAUAAUGAUUGCCCCGAUAUUUUUGGCGAGGAUCAGCUCUAUAUCAUCCUGGAGCUAGCCAAUGGAGGGCAGGAUCUUGAGUCAUUCGUCUUUAAGAACGCACAGCAUGCGUUUUCUGUAUUCAAGCAGAUCGCGUUUUCCUUGGCUGUCGCGGAAUCAUCUCUACAGUUCGAGCAUCGAGAUUUGCAUUGGGGAAACGUAUUGAUUUCCAACACGCGCCAUCCGAAAGGAACGAUUUUCUUCAACUUGAACGGAAGACAGGUUGCUGUGCGUAGCUACAACAUUCAAGCAUCAAUUAUAGAUUUUACUCUAUCGAGGAUUACCAAUGACGAUAUUUGCAUCUUCAACGAUCUGAGCCAAGAUCCAGACUUGUUUAACGCCGAAGGAGAUUAUCAAUUCGAGAUUUACCGGUUGAUGCAAAAGUGCAACGGUAACGAUUGGCAACAGUACAAACCAUACACAAAUGUAUUAUGGAUGCAUUACAUCCUGGACAAGAUGAUCCACAUGGUCAGGUAUAAAUCUCCAACUGACAAGGUCCAUCAAGAGAACAUUGAAAGAAUGCAGGACUUGAAGGACGAGCUAUUUGAAUUUAAGAGUGCAGAGGAAUUUGUCAUUAAAAAUUUAAUGUAAUUUUUAAUAAUAUUCGUUUUAUCUUAAUCCCUGUUGUCUUGUAAAUUUUGUUUCAUUUAAGCGACAUAGCUAUUUUAAUCGUACCAAAAGGAGUGACAUUUUCAUGUAGUUUAUUGUUGAUUUGUAACAUAACGAAUUGUUGUAUUGAAAAUUUGGUACAUAUUUAUGUGCUUUUAUAAUAGGAUAGUUUUUAUGUUGGAUCGGCACAAUUUGAAACGGUUUUAGUGCCUUUACUUACAUAUUUA